Molecule: messenger RNA, 941 nt
Organism: Dendrobium catenatum
Lineage: Eukaryota; Viridiplantae; Streptophyta; Magnoliopsida; Asparagales; Orchidaceae
Product: protein DMP3-like
Exons: 1
Coding region: 177-929 (250 amino acids)
Biological process (GO): endomembrane system organization
Source: RefSeq, a predicted model, not a curated record
GGUAGAAACGUCUAUAUGCCUUACCACUUGCUCCUUCUCCUUCUCCUUCUCCUUCCUUCCUCGAGUCUUCUCAGCCACCAAUAUUAAGCACGGAACGGGGGCUCCGCGCUCCUCUUGCAAUUUAUUUCUGCCUCACCUAACUCAAUUGUACCACUUCCUCCACCCUCUUCAAAGCGAUGACCACCGGCGUCAACAACGCCGGCGGCGCCGGCGCUAACACAUCAGUAAUCCUCGGCGGCUUCCACUACUCCAUCGAUCCCGACCUCAUCGAACAAAAACAGAGUCCCACCCCACCUUCCAAGCCCAGCCGAAGCCCCUCCACUCCGCCGGCAGUCCAUACCUCUGCAGCGACAACGAAAACCACAAGGACGCUGGUUAUCGACAAGACACUCGCCAGCGCAGCCAACCUAUCGAACCUCCUCCCAACCGGCACCUUUCUCAUCUUCCAAGCCCUCUCCCCUUCUUUCUCCAACAAAGGCCGCUGCUACAUCUCCAAUCAAUGCCUCACCUACGGUCUCCUCUUCCUCGGAAUCCUUUCAUGCGUCUUCUUCACCUUUACUGAUAGUUUACUCGGCCGCGACGGGCGGAUUUAUUAUGGCUUCGCGACGUCUGAGGGGCUUUACGUGCUGAAUUUCUACGGCGGGGAGGAGGAAAAAGGAAAGAUUUUUAGAGAGGAGGAUUUGCGGCGGCGGCGCCGGCAGUGGGUGGAUUGGGUGCACGCCGUGUUUGGAGUAUUGGUGUUUCUGGCGCUGGCGUUCAGCGAUGCGGAUAUACAGAGCUGCUUCUUCCCGAGCGCAGGGGCAGAUGCUAAGGAGCUGUUGGUGAAUCUGCCGCUUGGGGCGGGGGUUUUCGCUAGCUUGGUUUUCAUGGUUUUUCCGACCACCAGGAAGGGGAUUGGGUAUUCUGAUCUGGACAGUCAUUCCAAUUAAGCUUUGCCAUUG